GCGGAGCUGAGGCGGGCUGAGGUGAGCGCCCGCUCCUCUCCCGACGGCGCUCUCCCUCCUGAGGGGAUCGGGGAGGGGGGCGGCGUUCCCGCUCCCUGCGCGCCCUCUACAAACCGCCCGCCCGCCCGCGCCGGGGCGGGGGGAGCGGGGGCGGGAAGGGGCUUCGUGCGCCUCCACGUCUUCCUUCCCUCUUCUCCCGCCGCGGCGCCGUGCCGCGGGGAAACUCCUCGGGUGAGUCACCGGGAGCCGCGGGAAACGCUGCUGCCGCCCGUUGGGAAGAACCCCCCGUGCCGGGGCGGCCUCGCCGGGGAAAGGCGAGGCGUCGGGCGGCCCCUUGGAGGCCUCGGGAGCGGCUGGUUUCCUUGACGGGGGUUUUUGGAAGCUUCCCCGGCCUCGUCUUGCGUCCCUCGGCAGCUGAGCAUCCCUGGGAGCAGAGAACGAUGGCCUCGCAGGACCAGGUCUGGCCAGUCCCUAUGAAGGCAAUUGGAGCACAAAACCUUCUGACGAUGCCUGGAGGAGUGACCAAAUCAGGGUAUCUUCAUAAAAAAGGAGGCACCCAGCUGCAGAUCUUGAAGUGGCCAUUGAGAUUUGUGAUUAUCCACGAGGGAUGUAUUUACUAUUUUAAGAGCAGCACAUCUGCAUCUCCACAGGGUGCAUUUUCUUUGAAUGGUUACAACAGGGUUAUGCGGGCAGCUGAGGAGACAACAUCAAGCAACGUGUUUCCUUUCAAGUUAGUUCACAUUAGCAAGAAGCACAGGACAUGGUUUUUUUCAGCUUCUUCUGAAGAUGAAAGAAAGAACUGGAUGCUAUCCUUGAGGAGGGAAAUUGAUCACUACCACGAGAAAAAAGAAACAAUAACAGAAUUCAGUGACUCUGGUUCUGAUGCAGACAGUUUCUAUGGCUCAGUUGAACGCCCCAUUGAUAUCAAGUAUUCUCAUCAUUCAGGAGAUAAUGAAGAUUAUGACCAGGAGGAAGAGGAGGAGUCUUACUUGCAGCCAGAUACUUCUGAUAUAGUGAAAGAUGAUAUGGUCCUGCCCCCAGCCUACCCGCCUCCACCAGUUCCUUAUGCCAGAAAAGCUGCCUACUCAGAAUCAAGGACAAAUUCCUUUGCUGGCAAAUCUACUGUGACAGUACCCCCACCGCCUCCUAAAAGGAGCUUACCUGAAAUCAAACUAGAGGAUCUCUUAAACGCGAGAGAAUCCCAGUUACAGUGCCGAGCUGAACCUAAUUUAAAGAUUAAAUCCUCAAGCCGGAGACUAAGUGAACAGCUGCCCCCUGUACCUCCCCUACCUCUUUUUAAAAAGCCCGCGUGUGUCAAAGAAUCUUGCUCACUGCCUCCAGAGCCUCUGCCUUUAGCUCAAGUUCUUGCUACUCCAGAAGGAUGUGAGAAGCUAAAAACCUUAAACCUUUCACCGCGAACUCCUCCUCCACUACCAAGCAAUAAACCCAAGCUGUCACAGUUUACUGAAAAACCAGUAGAGCCCAAAGUGCCAAGAGAACACAGUAAACCUGGACUGUUUGUGCCACCAGUGCUCCCAAAGCCACCUGUGCCAAGCCACCAGCCCCCUGGAAUCAAGCCUAGACCAGAGAAGUCUUCAUGUCCCCAGUUACAGAGAUCACCACCGGAUGGACAGAGUUUUAGAAGCUUCUCAUUUGAAAAACCAGCACUACCAACCAAGCCAAAUGAAUAUGGUGAUGAUUCUGAUGAUGACUAUGAAAAAGUUGGGCUGCCUGCUUCGGUAUUUCUUAAUACCUCUGAAUCCUUUGAAGUUGAAAGGACAUUUAAAGCCAGUAGCCCACAGGGACAACCGCAAAAUGGAUUGUACUGUAUUAGGAACUCAUCUACUAAGCCUGGAAAGGUAUUGGUCGUAUGGGAUGAAUCUGCAGAAAAAGUGAGAAACUACAGAAUCUUUGAAAAGGAUUGCAAGUUUUACUUGGAUUCAGACAUCACGUUUUUGAACAUGGGAAGUUUGGUCGAAUACUACAGCACUCAUGUUUUGCCUAGUCAUGACAGCCUGAUUCUCCGGUGCCCUUAUGGUUACUCUAGACCAAGGUGACGUGACUGGCAUAAUUCAUAGACACUUAGGACAAAUGGGUUCCCUACUGCCCUUGAAUUAAAUAUGGACUCCUGUCACCGUCGGACAUCCCAUUUUUUGCACGUAGAAACUGAGUCUGUUUCAACCAUUUAUUCUCACAUGAAUUGCAUACAAACUCCACUUAAUGAACUCUUGGUAAAACCUUACAAUCCAGAUCAGUGGAUUUUACGGUCUUUUCUUUUUAAAAGAUCUGAACUGAUUAUGCUGUGAAAGCUGUCCAUGAUACCUAUACCUUUAUAAAACUGCUGCUAUUACUGAUCUCCUUGGAAUGUGGAAGAUGGACACAAACAAAGAAGUAGUCUGAAUACAACCAAUACAGAAAAGGAAAACUUCUGAAAGUAUAUCAGAAGUCACUUGUGACAGGGAAUACUAACACACUGACUUGAAGCUGUUACUCCUUAAGUCAGCACUGGUGCUCAACUGAGAGUUUUUGUAUUACUUGUAUAGUUGAUCUGUAAAUAAUGAAGGCUUCUAUGCAAAUAAUUUGUUUUACUAUGGGUAAAGAUGAUCAGGAAAUGUGGCUUUUUUUAAGUCACCUCAUACAUAAAUGUAACUUCUGAUUACAAUGUCUGCAGUAACCACUAUCAGGGUACUACCCCACUGAUAUGGUUGUGGCAUCCCACAUAUUAUUUAAUGAUGUGCACUUCAGAUAGAUGUGGAAUAAUACUGAUUUGGCUUUCAUAGGAGCCCCAUUCGUUAGUUCUGAACUGGAGGGGUAUGUGUCACUAGUAUUUUUAAUGGGUACGAAAAAAGAGAAGGGACCAUAUUCUUAAAUUUUAAUAAAGAGGAGAAAUUUAUUUUAAUGACCUGUUAAGUAAUUCAGUUGAUUCAGAAGAACUGGUACAAUGGUCUCAUACUCUAAUAAUGUUUACAAGACUGGUAAUAAUAAUUAAAAAAAAAAAAAAAUCCUGUCACUUCUGAAAUAGACGGUAUCUAGUUUCUGUGAGUCUGAAUCUGUAUCCAUGAACUUCAUUUUUUCUCUUACCCUUUCAAAGUUUAUACAUGUCAGUUUUAAUCUUAUACUUGAAUGGUCACAACUUCAAAAACAUAAACAAAACCAUUACAGGAUAAGAAUUUUCCAUUUAUGAAAACAAUAAACUAGGAUUUAAUCCUUAAGGGGUUUUCUGUAUUAGACAUGUAAUAUUAGGACUAUACAUAGGAAUCGAGGCAAGAAACUCUGCCUCUAUCUUCACAAGAAACAGACAUAUGCCAUAUCAGCCUUUUGAUCUCUGUUCCUGCUGUAACAGGUUUUAUGUGCAUAAAGAAUAUGCAGCACUUAAAUUUCAGAUUGUUGAAUAUUGGAUAUUUUAAGUUUCUAAUUCCUUUUAUUUUAAAUAAGUAUCCCUGUGGUUCACUACCCUGAUAUGAUCCACUCUGUAAAGAAGGCUCAACCAACAAAGCAUUUAAAGAAUAUUUUUGGCAUAUAGAUACGUGUAUUUCAGAGUAAGUUCUAGUUUCUUGCUGUAUUUACAUACACUGUUUACAGAGUAAAUUUUUCUCUAUCUGGGAAUAAUUGACUUCAAUGUGUCAUGAUGGUCAUAUUUAACUUUGGGGCCCUAUUCAGGUUUGUGGGUUUUUUUUAUUGCAACCAUAUACUCUUAAGAUUUUUUUUUUAAACUGUAAAAAUACUUAUAUAAUCUAAUCGAUAUAAAAAUAACACUGUCUUUGCCUGUGUAAUACAAGAUUUGCAAAUAUGUAAAUUUUUGUGUUGAUUUCCUUUUUUAUAUAAAUGUAUAUAUUUCUGAAGUGGAUAAACUUUCAA
Messenger RNA from Tyto alba (common barn owl), 3858 nucleotides. RefSeq names its product SH3 domain binding protein 2 (gene SH3BP2). The transcript is spliced from 13 exons. Gene Ontology annotation, biological process: signal transduction. Bases 441 to 2057 code for a protein of 538 amino acids. The record is from RefSeq and is a predicted model, not a curated record. Gene Ontology annotation, molecular function: SH3 domain binding. Lineage: Eukaryota; Metazoa; Chordata; Aves; Strigiformes; Tytonidae.